Molecule: messenger RNA, 6791 nt
Organism: Stegodyphus dumicola
Lineage: Eukaryota; Metazoa; Arthropoda; Arachnida; Araneae; Eresidae
Product: long-chain-fatty-acid--CoA ligase 6-like
Biological process (GO): fatty acid metabolic process
Cellular component (GO): membrane; endoplasmic reticulum
Molecular function (GO): long-chain fatty acid-CoA ligase activity
Source: RefSeq, a predicted model, not a curated record
UAGGUAAAUGGAGUAGUCAUGCAACCUGUGGCAGCAAAGGGUAUUCAUGUUUUAGAUCCUGUUGAGUACAGUAUAGAAAUUUCUACUGUUCAAAGUUAUUAUUUAACGUAAUACGUUUUCGAAUUUCCGCGUCUUUUUAGCAUGUGUGAACCGAAACUCCAAUGGAUGACUACCUUCACUACGUAGGAGGUACGGUUGGAAUUGCAGCAUUAACAGGAGCCGCUGCAGCUGCUGCACUUUACAUGGCUUGCUCACCAACUCCAAUAGCACCUCCAGUGGACAUCGAGAACCAGUCGGCUGAAGUUCCUGACACUGGUGGUGCACGGCAAUCGAGACUUGCCCCUCCUGGUGGAAUGACAAGCUUUCUUUAUGAUGAUGCUAAGACAUUGCUAGAAAUGAUGGAAAGGGGUUGCAGAAUAUCUGGAAAUGGACCAUGUUUAGGUUUCAGAGGUUCGAAACCAGAAUAUUCUUGGAUAACAUACAGAGAGGUGAUUGAGAGGGCAAACAAUUUAGCCUCUGGUUUAAUUCAUAUUGGCAUGAAACCUGGCCAGUCUUCUUUUAUUGGUAUUUAUGCUCAAAAUUCUGUUGAGUGGAUCUUAACAGAACAGGCCUGCUAUAAUCAAUCUGCUGUGAUAGUUCCUCUGUAUGAUACACUUGGACCAAAUGCCUGCUCUUUCAUUGUAAAUCAAGCUGAAAUAAAAAUAGUUGUCUGUGAUAAAGAAGAAAAGGUACAAUCCCUCCUGGAACAGAGAGAACAAACACCAGGCCUAACACAUAUUAUUGUGAUGAAUGAUGUUUCUGAAGAUGUGAAACAAACAGCAAAAGACAAAAAUGUUAAUUUGCACUAUUUCCAAGAAAUCGAAGAUCUUGGGAAACAAAAGCCUGUUGACAUUGUUCCACCAAAUCCAUCAGAUAUUGCAACAGUAUGUUAUACAAGUGGUACAACUGGAGAUCCCAAAGGUGUUAUGUUAACACAUGCUAAUAUAAUUAUUGAUGCUUCUGCUGUUAUAUUGCAAUUAGGUGAAUAUGCACCUAACAAAGAUGAUACGAUGAUGUCAUUUUUACCUCUUGCACAUAUGCUGGAAAGGCUUUGUGAGGUAACAGUUUACAUAAAUGGUGGACGUUUAGGAUUUUAUCGUGGUGAUAUUAGGCUACUUAUGGAUGAUAUGAAAGCUUUGAAACCUACAAUUACGCCUGCCGUUCCUCGGCUAUUGAAUAGGAUAUAUGAUAAAGUUCAAGCAACUGUGAGCAGUAGCAAAUUAAAGAAACUUCUGUUUCAAUUAGCACUCCGAAUGAAGCAGUCAGAACUCCAGAGGUUUGUUAUAAGAAAUAACAGUCUUUGGGACCGCCUUGUAUUUAAGCCUGUCCGUGAAGGAAUGGGAGGAAGAAUUAGAUUACUUGUUUGUGGUUCUGCACCUUUGGCUGGCAAUGUCCUUACAUUCAUACGUUGUGCUAUGGGUUGUGUGGUUGUAGAAGGAUAUGGUCAGACUGAAUGUGUUGCUCCUUGCACACUAAAUAUCCAAGGAGACUAUUCUGUGGGUCAAGUAGGCCCACCUAUUCCAUGUUGCCAUAUCAAAUUAGUUGAUGUUCCUGAGAUGGAGUACUUUUCUAAAGAUGGUCAAGGAGAGGUUUGCAUAAAGGGUCUGAAUGUUUUUAAAGGUUAUUUUCAAGAUCCUGAAAAAACUGCCGAAACUGUUGAUGCCGAUGGAUGGUUGCACACAGGAGACAUUGGAAUGUGGCUCCCAAAUGGAACCCUGAAAAUUGUGGACAGGAAGAAGCAUAUUUUCAAACUUGCGCAAGGAGAGUAUAUUGCUCCAGAGAAAAUAGAAAAUAUUUACUUGUCUAGUACAUAUGUAUCGCAAAUAUUUGUUCACGGUGAAAGCUUACAGAGCUGUUUGGUUGCAAUUAUUGUUCCUGACAGAGAAGUUGUUUUAUCUUGGUGUAAAGAAAAAGGAAUUGGAGGUACUUGGGAUGAAAUUUGUAAACAUAAGGAUGUCAAGCAAAUGAUUUUAGAUGACAUAACUAGGCUAGGAAAAAAGGCUGGCCUUAAAUCUUUUGAACAGGUGAAAGACAUUUAUUUGCAUUCAGAAAUGUUUACUGUUGAUAAUGGACUUCUUACGCCUACUCUUAAAACAAAAAGGCCUGACUGUAGAAAAUGCUUCAUGGGUGUAAUAGAAGCUAUGUACCAAUUAUUGGCGUAAUUCUUGUUGCAUGUCAUUGCAAAAAGUAUGCAAAUGACAUGAAAUAAUUUCAUGAUGAGAAGGACUGCAGAGGAAAAAAAGCCCAUAUCGGAGCAACACAUUGCAUAUUCUGAUACAUAUUGCACAUAGGGCUUUAAAAGUUUUUUCCCAUAUAUCAAAAUGUAUAGCAUUUGGCAAUGUCGAAGAGUGUAUUGAGCUUCAGAUUUGAAAUUGUGCAUCAUAAAAAGUUGCAUACAUAUACUCACGAAAUGUGUACAUUCCAAAAAAAAAAAAAAACAUGUUUGACAUUUCUUUUGUUGUUGGUAAAAAGAAACUAGGAAGUGUCUUUUGCAGACUACUUUUUUUUUUUUUAAUGUCCUCGAAGGAUAAAACUUCAUCUGAAUUUUUCAUAUUUGAUUUUGAAAACUCAAUUCUUGACUUUCUGGUAGUAAUUUAAUGUGAUUUAAUACUGGUGAAAAUUAUGUAAGGGGGGCAAAAUUGGAAUCAAAAUAAGUUCUAUAAAUUUAGUUAUUAAAUUAGUUUGUUGCUAGCUGUAUUUUUAUAGAUCUGAUUUUGUAUAAAGAUAACUUUCAUUUUUUAUAUAUUUAUUGUUAUUUUAUGCCUUUUUCUUGCAUUGUUUUUAAGAUAUGAAGGCAUUUAAAAUUCUUAUUGGCUUUCAGUUGUGGUACUCUGAAUAGCAUUUUGCCUUUUUUUUCAGAUUCCAGUAAUGUAUCUAUCGUGUGCAGUGUUUAAUUUAUUGUGUGAAUGUGGGAGGUUGCCUCGAAUGGUCUUGUAAGGGUAUAUUUGUUUUCCGUUGGUUUUUGUUUCAGAAAUAAAAAAUGGAACUUACUGUGAAAUUUUGAACGAUGAAAUACAGUUAAACUUCCAUAAGAAGACCACUCUCUUCUUAGGUAUAUGGUUCCAUUCGAUGGAGUUGCCUUGGAGAAUAUGGCUGCUGAUAAUGUUUUCUGAAAUACUGGUUUCUGUGAGAGGUUUCACUGUAUUUCUGUAGUCAUCUUUGUGUUGAAUUUUGAAUUCAUUCAAAAGUCAUUUUUGUUGUUGUACCAUUAUCAUUAUAAAAUGUCUUUUUUUUUUUAAUGAUAAAUUUUGAUUCUUGAAUUUUAGUCCUCAAGUGUAAAUGUUAGUGUAAUGGAAUGAAUAAAUCUAUAAAAAAUUGCUUGCUAGAAAAGACUAAAAAAUUGUGCUGUUAUUUUUAAAAUCAAUUUUAAGAAUAAAAGUAUGUAUAUAGCUUUCUUUAGAAUCUAAAUAGUUGUUUAUAAAUUACAGCUUGAUUGAAAAACGUGUAAAAUUUUAAUUUGGAUUGACAUUAAUUUCAUAGAAAAGACAUGUUUUUUUUUUUUUUUUUUUUUUUUUUUUUUCCCCCCAGGAUUUGAUGCUGUUCUAUUUUGAAAUGUGUAGUUCUUUUAUAAAGGCAAUAUUGUUCUAAAACUGAAUUUUAUGUAAAUUAUUAAAUUUCAAAUUCAUAUACCUUGGUUUUAUCUGUUAUUUAGAUUAACUUCAAAAAUAAAAAAAUUGGAAUCCAAGUAGGGAAAAAAAUUGGACUUAAAAAUAAUAGCUCAAUUAAUUUGUUUACAUGUCCAUGAUCUGAAUGUUAUUAUGUUGCUGCUGAUUUAAUAUUCAGGUAAUUUUUCAGUGGACACUAAAUGACUUCUUAAUAAUCAGCAUUUGAAUGUAGAUAAUAUAUGUUAAAUGUCAGUUACUUCUUUUGAUGAAUGGUAUAAAUUUGCUUUGAAUGCAAUUUAUUUUUUAAAUAAUAUUCAUAAUUCCAAAGAUAAUGCAGGAAUGUAAAUAUUAUGCAAAAUCUUCUUGUUUAUAAUAAAUGUGAUAUAACCCAGGAGAUAAUCAGUAAGAAUUAUGGUCAACCAUGAAAGUCUGGAAUUUCUUUUAUACAUGAAAAAAAUAAUUUAGUUUUCUUCAGUAUAGAUUGGUAAUAUAUAGAAUAGACUGGGACACAGAGAAAGAAAAUAUGCAGGGAAGAAUAUACAGUAUGUAUGGAGUUAUUAAUUGCAAUUUGUGUUGAUUAUGCUAUCAUUAAUUACAAAUUAUUUCUACUUUUCUGAUUUCCUUGCUUAAUAUAACUUCUGGAGUUAUUCUAAAUCUUAAAAGUUUGGAAAUAAUUAAGGGCUAAUAUUAUAUAAAAAAAAACUUCUCUAAAAAAGUACUAUUUCUGCCUCGCAUAUGCUUUCAAUUUCUGUUAGGUGAAAUUUUGUUUUUUUAUUGAUGCAUAUGUACUGCAAUUAAUAGGUUUGUGGGCUUCUAAUUUUAGAUGUUACUAGAUUUUGAGCAUCAACACUUUUAUGUGCAAUUAUAAAUUAUGUUUUAUCGUUUUAGGAAUAAUUGUCACGAGUGACAUUAAGAAAAUUUCUCUAUAAGUAUUUUGACACAUAAAUUAUGCUGUAUUGAAGUAGGGAAUUUUAAAAUCUUUAUUACUCCACAAUAUUCCGUAAACAUAUCAUUUAUUACAAUUUAGUAUUUAAUAUAAAUAAUCAAGCAAUUAGAAAUUUGAAAUAAUAAUAAUCCUCUAAUUUCAAGGUUGACCUUUUUUAAUUAUGCUUUUUAAUUUGUUGUAUUUAUUUAUUAUGUUAUUUAUUUGACUUGAAAUUUACAUCACUUUGAAUGAAAAGUCAUGAUUACACUGCAUGGUUUUAAAAUUAGACAAAUUUAGAAAAAGGAAAAUUUAAUUGAGUGAGUAAGCAAAACAGUGCAAAGCGUUUUUUCCUUUUUUUGACUUAAUGUGAUAUAAUAGAAAGAGGGAAGAAUGCCUCUAAGUGUGCAGAGUAAGCAUGUGGCAACAAAAAUAAAAAAAGAUGGAUUAAAAUGUUGGUGUAGAGGAAGGCCUAUUAAAAAAUUUCUAACUUUAAAAAGGUCAUGUAAAGUGUAUUAUUGAGAAAUAUUUGUAUUUAAUAAAUAAAAUUAAUUUUUAUUACUAUUGAAAAUAUUGUUAGGAAAAUUAUAAUGGAAAUACUUUUAAUUUAAUAAAAAUAAAAUGUAUAUAUGCUUUCAUAUGUUCACUUCAUAGUUCUGUGUGCUUCAGUUUAGUUUAUAUUUUCAUUUUAAUAUAUAUAUUUUUUCCCAAAGAUGUAUUUUACUUUUUUGUCUGUCCCUUUCUGAUUAAAAUUUAAGAAAUAGAAUACUCUUAGUUUUACUUUUUUCUUAUUUCUCGUACUCUUCUUGUUUUAAGUUAUCAGCUAUUCUCAAAGUAUUACUCUUGGUUGGAUGAAUAUCGGUGAAAUCCAUAAAAUAACAUAUCUUUUCUAAUGACUCGUUCAUAAAUAUUCACAUGCAUAUAAAAUUUAACCAGUUUUGUGUGUAAAAUUUAAUAUUUUUCUGAGAUAAUGAAGCAUUAGAGGAUUAUUUUUGGACAGUAAUGUUUUUUUCGUUAAGUAAUCUGAAAUCGUUUUAAAGUAUGUUUGUCUUUGCAAGUUAUUUUAAAUGUGCAUGUAUAGGCAGUCCCCAGGCUUAAAAUGAUGCAUCUUGUUGGCAUCUUCAAGUUGGAAUUGAGUGAAAUGGACUUUCAUUAGACUGUUAAUAUCAUAAAUCAGGUCGUCUUCAAGUAAUUCAUACUUUAGUUGCAUUUUGUCCUUCCCUAAUACGAAAAAAAGUUGAUAUAUUGCUCAUAUGAAAUAUUUUUAUCACUACUGUAAUAUUUGGAAAUAUUUGUUUUGGAUUUACCUUCAGUAUUUAUUAUACUAGUGUUUACUGUUAAAUAUGUAUAUUUUUUAAAUUAGCUCAUUUUAGCACAUUUUUUACUGGUAUUUUUCCUACCUUGUUCACACACGCAAAUUGGUCUUUUUCAAUAUAAAAUUAGGUGUUCUUUACCUGUAAUUUGAUGUAUGCUCUAGAAAGGAGAUCUUUAUUAGAUUCCAGAAUUUAUGUAAUUAGUAUUCUCCCUUGAAUACUGGGUCGUUUUAUGUCUGUUAACAAUCAGUUUUAUUAUAAAGAUAAAAAAUACAGUCUGAACCGUGGUGACGUGAGUGAAUUUUUUAAAAAUUUACUAACAGAGAGAUAAUUUUCUGUUAAGCAUUGAUGCAUGUGCAAUGAAAAAAAUUUUUAAAUUGAAGGAUUUGUACAAAUUAAUAAAAUUUUGGUGAUAGACAGCAUUAAGGAUCAUGGUUACAAGAAAAUAAAACUGUAAAAUCAAUUGUAGAUAUUUUUAAGGUAAAAUGUGAAGUGUGUGAACAUUGUAUGUUUUCUAUCUGAUGAGAAAUUAUGUUUGUGAGUGUUUGUAAAGCUAAUUAUUAGUUGAAAAUUAUUUCCUUUCAUAAUGUGAAACAUUUGUUACACUUUCUGUUGUUACAUAAAUGCUCAUAAUAUAUUAAGUGUAUUAGCAUCUAACUGUUGUAUUUAAGAAGAAUUUUGAAAUUAAAACAGAUCAGAUAUGCCAUCUUAAUUUUUUAUAAAAUGAUACAGUUGAUUUCAGAGUUAUAAUUUUCUAAAAAUUUAAUUAUGAAGCUUAAUUUUUUAGUUCUAUUCCAUAUUCACAUGCUUCUCGAUGGUAGUUAUUUUGUUUUCUUUUUGGUCAUCUGAAGGUUUUGUACAUAUGUUUGUCAUUUUAUGUAAUUUAUGAAAAUAAACUUGUUUACAAGUGAA